GCAAUCUUCACAAAAACAGAACAGAUCCUGUAGCAGCGUGAGCUUCUGCAUUCAUGGCUUCCACUCCUGGAAUCCUCACCGAUUGGCCAUGGACGCCUCUUGGAAACUUCAAGUACGUGGUUUUGGCUCCUGGAUUUAUCUACAGCAUCUACCAGUACAUGGUAAAGGAUGAAGCAGAGAGAGAUAUCUCCAGUCUUGUUAUUAUCCCGCUUCUUUUGUGGAGAAUGAUUCAUAACCAGAUAUGGAUAUCUCUCUCUCGUCAUCGAACUGCUAAAGGCAAUGCUCGAAUCGUGGACAAGGGCAUCGAAUUCGAUCAAGUCGAUAGAGAAAGAAAUUGGGACGAUCAAAUUUUGUUGAAUGGAGUCUUGUUUUACAUAGCAGUUAAUUUAACGACGAGUGCUCAGAACCUACCUAUAUGGCGAACAGACGGAGUGGUUAUUACAUUACUGCUGCACGCAGGUCCAGUGGAGUUCCUUUAUUAUUGGUUCCACAGAGCUCUGCACCAUCAUUAUCUCUAUUCUCGCUACCACUCUCACCACCACUCCUCCAUUGUUACGGAGCCAAUCACUUCUGUGAUUCAUCCUUUUGCGGAGCACCUAGCGUAUUUCAUCCUCUUCGCCAUUCCAAUGUUGACGAUAUUGUUCACCGGAACUGCUUCUUUAGCGGCCUACGUCUUAUACCUUACAUACAUUGAUUUCAUGAACAACAUGGGGCACUGCAACUUCGAGAUCAUCCCCAAUCGCCUGUUCACUCUCUUUCCACCUCUCAAAUAUCUUCUAUACACUCCAUCGUUUCAUUCCCUGCAUCACACUCAAUUCCGGACCAACUACUCCCUAUUCAUGCCCUUAUAUGACUACAUUUACGCUACACUCGACAAAUCUUCAGAUACUCUGUACGAAAGAUCACUGAGGAGAGAGGAAGAAGUUGCUGACGUGGUUCAUCUCACCCAUCUCACAACUCCUGAAUCCAUCUAUCAUCUACGGCUAGGAUUUGCGGAGUUGGCCUCCAGGCCCCACACCUCCACUUGGUAUACGUGGCUCCUAUCUCCCAUCACCAUGGGGUCAAUGUUGUUGACUUCGAUUUAUGGCCGUACAUUUGUCGUUGAGAGGAACCGAUUUGAAAAGCUUAAGAUGCAAACAUGGGCGAUCCCGAAGUUUAAUGUUCAGUACUCCCUUAAAUGGCAAACCCAAUCAAUAAACAGCUUGAUUGAAGAUGCCAUAGUAGAAGCAGAGCAAAAGGGUUGUAAAGUCUUGACUCUAGGUCUCUUGAAUCAGGGAGAGGAGCUGAACGUGUAUGGAGGGCUUUACGUGCAAAGGAACCCUAAGUUAAGAGUUAGGGUGGUGGAUGGGAGUAGCCUGGCUGUGGCUGUAGUUCUGAAUAGCAUCCCCAAAUAUGCGACCCAAGUUCUGUUGAGAGGCAAACUCACAAAAGUGGCUUAUGCCCUUUCUUAUUCUCUGUGCCAAAGAGGCAUUCAGGUCGCUGUUUUGCACGAAGAGGAAUACAGGAAGCUCAACAAAUCAUUCAACACCAAGUUUGAAAGCAAUCCAGUGCUUUCCAAAGGCUAUUCUCAAAAUAUAUGGUUAGUGGGAGAUGGAGUGACAGCUGAAGAACAAUUGAAGGCACCAAAAGGAGCGACUUUCAUUCCCUUCUCACAGUUACCUCCAAAGAUUGUACGCAAAGACUGCUUUUACCACUGCACUCCUUCAAUGGAGGCUCCUCCUUCUAUUGAGAAUGUGCACUCUUGCGAGAACUGGUUGCCGAGAAGAGUGAUGAGUGCAUGGCGGAUUGCUGGUGUGGUGCACGCGGUGGAAGGGUGGACGGAGCACGAGUGUGGGUACACAAUGUCCAACAUCGACCGAGUCUGGAAGGCAGCCCUUCGCCACGGCUUUCAGCCUCUCACCACUCCCACUACCUGUGGCUCCAUGUAAUCGUCUAAUUAAUUUUCUAAUAUAUAUAUUUAUAUAAUAUGUUUCUGCCUUGGAAAAUAUUAGCAGUGGGUGAAUAUCACUAUAUGAGCCUACCAGUAAUGUAUGAAUCUAGACAUAUUAGUCACUUUUGUAGUUCAAUUUAAUGCCCAUGUUUGUGAAAGAAUUGUUACUGCUUU
Messenger RNA from Cucurbita pepo subsp. pepo (vegetable marrow), 2104 nucleotides. Its product is annotated as very-long-chain aldehyde decarbonylase CER1. The record is from RefSeq and is a predicted model, not a curated record. NCBI's taxonomy places the organism in Eukaryota, Viridiplantae, Streptophyta, Magnoliopsida, Cucurbitales, Cucurbitaceae. Gene Ontology annotation, molecular function: iron ion binding; oxidoreductase activity. Gene Ontology annotation, biological process: lipid biosynthetic process.